This is a messenger RNA of Saccoglossus kowalevskii, 1320 nucleotides long. Its product is annotated as putative GPI-anchored protein PB15E9.01c-like. NCBI's taxonomy places the organism in Eukaryota, Metazoa, Hemichordata, Enteropneusta, Harrimaniidae. The record is from RefSeq and is a predicted model, not a curated record.
AUGGCUUUCAUAUUCAUUUUGUUUUUACUUCUCGUGCCAAUUAAUGGUGUUAACGGGUCGACAACGGAAGCGGGCUGCGUAAUGGUGCCGUGGGAUGAGUGCAGUGCCACGUGCGGACCGAGUGGGGUACGGAAUCGCUCGUGUAAUGGAACGUACACAGAAACAGAAGCCUGCAAUCGCUACUGUAUUAGUGGGAUUCUAGAAGGAAGUGCUUGCAAAUGUUUCAACAAUUUUACCGGUGUUUGUUGCGAGAAUUAUGUUUCGCCCACUAACCUCACUCGAACAUCAAACAUUGGUGCAUCUGAACUUACUAUACAGCAUGAAACUGAUCAAACAGAAGUUAUACACCUGACUGCAGCUACAGAAAGCCAGUUAAGUGAAAGUACAGCUAGUACACAUCAAACUGCUUCUCCAAGCUUCGUGGAUAAAUCUGAUUCAACCAGCAUGUCUGCAACAGUUUCUCCAAUGAUCACCUUUCAAACCUCAACCCAUGCAUCGAACACUGGUGAAACUGGACCUAUUAUACAGCAUAGAACUGAUCAAACAGAAGGUAUACAUCUGACUUCAGCCGGAGAAAGCGUAACACGUGAAAGUACAACUGAUCCAUAUCAAGCUUAUAAGUCAAAUAAACCAUUCAUGACUGCAGCUACAAUGACACGUGAUAACAAUAAUGCUGGGACAAUGACUGCUGCAUCGAAGAACACUGACAGUAGUUCACCUUAUUAUGGCACAACAUACAUGUAUAAGUCUGAUUCAACCAGCAUGACUGCAAAUAACAUAGCUCCAGUUACGACCUCCAUUCCUUUCCAAACCUCAACACAAACACCAAGAACUGAUAACAUUGAAACUACUACUGGACAUAUAUCUGGCCAAACCACAGGCGUGCAUCUGAGUACUGCGGAAGAACGCAAAGCUGAUGAAAGAUCCAGUGGUACCCAUCUAGUUGUUUCACCAAGCUUGCAGACACAUAGACAUGUUACAACUGAAGCUGCAACAAUGCACAACGGCAACUAUGCUGAGACAACUGCCCAUGUUUCAACAAAGACAGGCGGUACUUCAUCUUAUUCCAGCACUAGUGCAAUUAAAACAAUAUUAAUGGGCGUGUAUGAAACCGAUACAACCAACCUUACUACAACUGACAUGUCUACAGUUUCUCCAAAUAUCCGCCGUCAAACCGCAUCACAAGCAUCAAGCACUGAUGAAACUGGACCUACUGGGCAUACAACUGACAAACCUCAAAGUACGCAUCCAACUACUGUAACAGCUGAAGAUAGCAAGGAAACUGAAAGUACUACCGAAUCACAUCAGCUCUCCCUCUAA